Ixodes scapularis (black-legged tick) is the source of this 6884-nucleotide messenger RNA. Its product is annotated as forkhead box protein P1. Gene Ontology annotation, molecular function: RNA polymerase II cis-regulatory region sequence-specific DNA binding; DNA-binding transcription factor activity, RNA polymerase II-specific. Bases 1307 to 3967 code for a protein of 886 amino acids. Gene Ontology annotation, cellular component: nucleus. The transcript has 16 exons. The record is from RefSeq and is a predicted model, not a curated record. NCBI's taxonomy places the organism in Eukaryota, Metazoa, Arthropoda, Arachnida, Ixodida, Ixodidae. Gene Ontology annotation, biological process: regulation of transcription by RNA polymerase II.
AGUCGCGGAUCGGGCUCAGCCAUGGGCACGUCGCUGAAGCCCAUCGGGACGCUAUGAACGGCGCGUGUCAGCCGCCUUGGAUACGGAUCCAUCGAGAGCGCCACUGCCGACCCGGCACGACGACGUGGUGGUGUUUCGAACCUCGCGCCGCCGGAUCUUCUUCGUCUUCUUUGACGGCGACACCGACUUCGACUCGGUGCACGACUUUGGGACCGACUUGAUCCGACAUCGGCGAAAAAAAAAAAAAAAAAAAGCAGAUAGAACUUGUGUUCCCGAGGCGACUAGGAUGCAUUACUCCUUUUGGUGUGGUUCCCGGCAGGAGCAGUGCGAAGUUUGGUAGAGACGACUUCAUUGUGUGUGUGUGUGUGUGGCGUGGAGCUCAAAAAGUGUGUUCGUUGGUCCGUUUUGCGCUCUACUGUCAGUUUUUUUUUUCUUUUAGUUACCAAAGUUUUGUUUUACUGUGCGCGUUCUGACUGGUUCCCUUUGCAACUCCAACGGAUUGACAGUUUCUGUCGCUGAGUGCCACCGUUGUGAUCGACGCUAAGAUUUCUUUCUUGUCUGUUUGUUUCCGCCAGAGGGUGGUGGGCAACGUACACCAAGCUUGCCCCGGAUUUUUAGUUGAAAUUGGUACGCGUGAAGUUAAUUUGUGUGGAUGUUUCUACCUGCAGUCGUCUACGAAGACCAGGGCAGAGCCGAUUCCGUCCUUUCUGAUUCGAUAAUCUCUGAGGAACCACGAGGACACUACAACAAGACCUCCAAGCUUUGUAUCAACCAGCAGGACGGGAUUGAAUCCAGAAGUGACACUGUUGAACAAGAUGACGAGUGAAGUUCUCGGAAGUUCACAACGGAAGCAACUGGCAAGAAAGUAGAAGAGGAUCAACCGCAGCGAGUGGCAUUUGCAUCGACGUCUGCCGAACCUUCUGGUACUCUGGACAGCAGACUUCGUCGUUGGAGUGCAUCUGGUGUUCGGUCUUCCUCGUUAGUGUGGCAGGGUCUGUGUCCAGGUUUGGAAGGGGAAGUGACGUGGACACUGUGCAACUCGCCCGGCACCGAUGAAGAGAAAGAAAGAAGGUUAGUGUCGAAAGCAGACAGACUUCUUGGACACGCCGCUAGAGGGGUGGACCGCUCUCGUCUCUUGUGGACACCUCUUGGAGCGGACUCCCAGGAUGCAGUAGGCCGUGACAUGUCCGGUGCGAUUCAGCAUGGAUGACGACAGGCCCUUUCCAUUGCUGCCAUAAGCAAGGAGGGCGCCGUCAGUAUCCGCUCUGUUCCGGGAGUUUCACUGGAUCCUAAGGAAGAUGAGCGCAUGAUGGACCAUGAAGCAGAGCUCGAGGCGGCCAUCAACUUGUCCACGGCCCAGGCCACGACCGCAGUUCGCGCCCAGAGCGCUACCCCGACCACCAACGGCGUGCUGCACGAGGACGUCGCCGACGCCACGCCUCAGACUCCGCUGGGGACGACCAAGACGCAGCAGCUGCAGCUGCAGCUCCAGCAGCGCGCGGCGGCAGCCGUGGCGGCGGCGGCGGCGGCCUCUGGCGGUUGGGAGGUGGCCGCCAAGACGGGGCUGGGCGCGAGCCCCACGGGUCCUGGGACCCCGGACCUGUCCCCGCUGCUGGUGAUGAACAGCCUGGCCCAGCAGCAGAUGCAGCAGAUCCUGCAGCAGCAGGUCCUCUCGCCCUCCCAGCUACAGCAGAUACUCACCACGCAGCAGCAGACCUUCCUCUUCCAGCAGCAGCAGCACCAACAGCAGCAGCAGCAGCAGAAGCAGCUGGAGACGGUGAUCCCGCACCUGCAAGAACAGCUCCAGUUCAUCAUGGUCCAGCAGAGCCAAGUCCUGCAGCAGCUCAACGGGCUCAACAGCAGCGGCAGUGGCGGUGGCGGCGGAAGCCACGGCGCGGGAUCUGCUAUCGCCUCUCAGGACUCGUCUCCGGGAGCCAAGUCGAGCGCCAAGCCGGGGCGACAGCAGCUCCAGCUGCAACUGCAACAGCUCGCCCUGCAACAGCACCAGAUCAUGCAGCAACUGCAGAUCUCGCAUCGGCAGUACCUGCUCGGCUUGCCGCCGUUCCUCCUGCCUCAGGCCCUGAACGCGGACCUCCAGGGCCUCUGGAAGGACGGCGUCACGUCCGCCCUGGAAGAUGGCGGCGGGCCCCUCAAGGGUCUCAACGGACUCCUGAGCUCGGCCAGCGGCCAGCCGCCCACCCUGACCGCCGGGGUACUGCCCCCGUGUUCGUCUUCGUCCUCGCGCGCGGUUAACGGCAGCACCGUGCUGCAGAGCGCUCUGCAAGGCCUGUCCAGCCAGCAACAUCAGCAGCAGCAGCAGCAGCAACAGCAGCAGCAGCAGCAUCAGCAGCAGCAGCAGCAGCAGCAACAACAACAGCAACAGCAGCACGGCUCGAUGCCCUGCCACGGCGACUUUGCGGGUUCCGCGUCUUCUUCGCCGUCCACGUUCCAGCAGUUGGGGAAGGAGGAGAGGUCUUCCAGUGCCAGUAGCAGCCACUCGCUGUACGGCCACGGCGUCUGCAAGUGGCCAGGAUGCGACGCCGAGUGUGAAGAUUACCAGGCCUUUGUAAAACACUUGAACAUGGAACACCAGCUGGAUGAUCGAAGCACAGCGCAAGCCAGGGUCCAGAUGCAGGUGGUGUCUCAGUUGGAGCUUCAGCUGGACAAAGAGCGUGACCGGCUGCAGUCCAUGAUGGCCCACCUCCACAUGAAGCCACCCAACGGGAGCUCCUCGGGAUCUAGUGGCAAGGAUCUGUUGCUGUCGUCGACCCACAAGCCAGCGACGUCCUCUCCUCAGGCGCUGCCGGUGAUGUCCAUCAGCCCUCCACCGCUGACCAUGACCACGGCGGCCAGCCCGCUCAUGACCAGCAGGUUGCUGGGGCUUCCUUCGUCCACCCAGGCUACCAGCGCGGGCCCCAUCCGGCGGAGGCUGAGCGACAAGGGCGUAUCUCCAUUGUCGGGCAUGGAAGUUGCAUCAUUACCCGACUCUCCUAUUCGGCGUAGGGUUGCGGAGAGAGCUAACUUGGAUAUCACAGAAGAGAUCCAGCGAAAUCGAGAGUUUUACAAGUCUGCGGACGUUCGGCCUCCCUUCACAUACGCCUCUCUCAUUCGGCAGGCCAUAAUUGAAUCUCCUGAUAAGCAGUUAACGCUGAAUGAGAUCUACAACUGGUUCCAGAAUACCUUCUGCUACUUCCGUAGGAAUGCUGCAACUUGGAAGAAUGCGGUGAGACACAACCUAAGCCUACACAAAUGUUUUAUGCGUGUUGAGAACGUUAAAGGGGCUGUGUGGACUGUGGACGAAAUAGAAUUCUACAAGCGUAGGCCCCAGCGACUCCAGGAUCGGAUAGCAGGGGGCCUACCAGUGCCUUCCCAGCAAGUAGGACAGAGAUCGGUCCGUAGUCCGACGCUCCAACAAAACCCUGGUCUUUACGGGGAGUCCCUUAACGCUUCACUGCAAGCAGCGCUGGCCGAGAGCAACCUGUCAUUCCUCAGUGCAGCAAUUUCUGGGACAGCGGUGAGCACGGCGGCGUCCAUUGCGGGUGUGCCCAACGUCAUGCCCGGACCCCGGCCGUCGAGCGUCGGCAACGGACCCCUCAGCGGCGCCCUCGUGCUGCCCCCCGUUGCGGGGGCGGACAACGCCGCAGAGCGGUUCGUCGCCGGCAUGCUCGGCCAGGGCUUCCCGGGGGAGAGGCUCCCCAGCAAUGGCGUCCACAUAAAGCAGGAACCAGAAGUGGAAGAGCCAAGCAGCGACCUUGAGGAGCAGAUGGAAACCUCCGACCAACUGGUCACUGCCUCCAUGGUCGAGGAAGCGGACGGCAGCGAGGAACCACGGCCCUCUGAGGGCCCCAGCCUCGAGUCCAUUCCCCAGGACGGCGCCGACCGCGAGGACGAAGAAGAGGCCGAAGACCUGUCCCUGUCGUCGUCGACGACGACGCCGUGCGAGACACCCGUCUCCAACUCAACGUAGGAUCUCCACUUCUUGGGUCGUCGGCGGCGCCCCUCUGUAGGAAAGGCGCAGCGGCACGAAUUUCAUUUCGGCCCACAGUGAGCAGCGAGCACGGCCGGUCGGCAAAAGCGCCGGCAGUAUUUUUUUUUUUCAUCAUACCUCAAAACACAAUUACCUCAGUGGAUGAAUGAUGGCGGGACCGGAGGUAGAUGCGUCCGCCGUGUCUCCAGGCGGUUCAUGCCGAGACGGCGGGCUCGGUCCUGGAGUAAGGACAUUCGGGAAGGACGGGGGAGUGAAACGAAAGCAGACGGGAGGGCCAAUUGUCUCUUAGAUUUCUUUUCUAUGCGUGUGUAUAUGUGUCUCUCUUCGUGGCCCUCUGGUUUGCCCCCUUUUCUUCCUUGUCUUUCUUACACUGCCUCCCUUGGAGGACCGAGCAUUUGUUCCUAGAUGAUGGGAGAUCAAAUUCCUCUUUCCCUAAGCCAACUCGGCACCCUGUCUGCCGCCUCGAUACGCUGCCCAAAAGGCAAACUCCUGGUGGCACGCAGCGGGAACGGGUAACGGUUCAGGACUGAGGAAAGAUACUACCCUGACGCGUCUGUCUGGUUGUCUCCCUUCCCCUAGAAAAAAAGAAACACUGUGAACAGUGAUUCGAAAGAUGUUCUCUCCGUGGCGUUCCAGACGUAAAAAGUGAUUGUGGAUGACAUGGCGCUAAGAGCCCAAGGCGACGGGACGAUCCGUUCCCGUUCUCUCCAGUCUGCCCUCCAAGUUCGCACGACAUUCUUAAAGCAAGCAGGCGAUGAAGCGCUCGAGGUAGCGGCAAAACUAGAUGCAUGCAGACCACUUUCCCCCUUUUACCCAAUGUGAAGAAGGAUUACGUAUAGAAGGAAAGCAGCUGUUCGUACAUACGUUGAGUGUGAUCGCGACACACGACUUAGCUACUAGACGAGCCUCGGCAACAUGUUCCUGUGUGCAUAUCGUUCGACUUGCAACGACCUUCCUAGAUUAGCAGAAAACGAAGCGCGAGAAAUGCGCGAUCGACAACUAGUAAGACGAAAAAAAAAAAAAACGUUGCAGGGUUAUUAGUAUAACCUCUGUCUGUGUCCACUUCCCCCAACUGUGUGCAUGAAGGUGGGAAAGAAAUGAAAAAAAAAGUGUCAGUUUUUGCAGUUUCCGUAAACACUUCUAGAGACAGCAGUCCACCACUCUCCCAGUUUAGGCAGUAGCCGUGCAAAUACGUGGUAGGAAACUCGUACCGUGUUCUUCCACGACACGUUUGGGAAAAGACAUCGGUAUUGUUUCUUUUCUUUUAUUUUUAAUUACACUUGAUCAGCGGCGAGGUUCAAAACCUUUUUACUAGAAGCAAGAAGAUUGAAGGUUGCGGCCAAAAGAAUCUUCAGAAGGAUUAGUUGAGAGAGCGAACUGAUGUACUUGACCUGGAUCGUAUGCUUUUUAAUCAAUUUCGCUUUGUUGGCUACGAACCGCCACCUGAGUUUACAGCGGGUGGGAAUAAUUGGAAAUUUAUGCCGGGGGCGAGACAAGUUUGUAGAAAGUCGUUCUGCUUCUGUUUCCUAGCCAUCCAUCCAAUCUUUGGGGUUGUGUUUAAGAGAUAUUUCGAGGGUGUUUGUUGCUGCGUCUUUUUAUUUUGACUCAUUCCUGGUAUGGUGGGAGCCAUGAUGUGGGCUCCUCAAGUUCACCCAGUCAUCUGAAAAUCAGCGUCUAUUUCUUUUUUGUGCAGUUCUAUUCAAAGAAUGCAAUUUCAUAUUUUUUUAGUUUGUUUGCAAAUGUACAAAAACGAGACGCACGAAUGGCUUGACCUUUUUCUUUUCUUUUUAUGUUUGCUCUGACUUUGUUUCCCUCGUAGCAUUUCACUCCAUCCUGAUUUCGGCGUGUUCUGUUAUCUGUAAUCUGAACAAUGACAUUGAAUUCUUUGUGAAAUACAUUUGUUCGCACGCUUUUUGUUAUCAACGUGGCUGUUGCGUUGCUUUUUUGUGUUGCAGUUUAAUUACCAUUUCUUUUCUUCCCAUCUAUGCUGUUAUUGUGCAUGUAAACCUUGACACAUAACUUUAGAUUUUUCUCAUUUUCUUCUCUCUGUUCAGUGCCUUUAUGCUCUGUAUUUUCUUGUGUUUGUUUAUGAGUCAGCGACGUCCCUACAACGCCAUUGUUUCAUUUUCUCACCUUGUAACUUCUUGACGUUGGAAACCAGUGAAUUUACUGUUUGUGCUAGUUUUGAGUAUAAACUAUAUUGGGAAAGAAAGAAAGCAGGAGGAAAAGCAUGCUCCUUUUUUUCUUUUUAUCAUAGUUAUUGCUUACUUUGUGUCAUCGCUCUCCGUUUUAGAAUCGUUUGUCUACUGUCAUGGAUAUAUUUUAGUAAUAUAAUUAUAUUACGAAAAAGAGACUAGUUUGUACAACAGAGCAGACAGCCAGAGAGUAAAAACUGACAAACAAACGGAAAAAAACAUUGUUUCCAAGGUAUUUAUUGACGAAUGUACAUAGAAACAUUUAUGACACCUGACUUGAGGCAGAAAGGUUGAUGUGUGCAAGUUUGCGGUCUUUUUGUUUUGCAUUAUUCUUUUAAUUCUUAUCUUCGACAUAGUCAUCUGUUAUCAUAUCAAUCUUUUUUCGUGUGAUUGUGACUUUUUUUUGCUUUACUUUACAAUUACGAUGCUGUGAAAGGAAAAAUGUGACCAGGCCCUUUGUUUGGUUAAGUUGUAUGGUUAUGAUGUGUCAUUGUCAAGAAUCAUGAGAUAACAUUUUUUUUCUUCUUCCGUGGGCAGAGCGACACAGGUCAAGUCAUGCAGAAACUGUGUGGAUGUAGUGUUCCGUUCACGUUAUCACACAUAUCACUCCUCGCUUGAAGUACUUAAGUCCGCCGCAUACAUGUUCAGGCUUCUUGAAGUCACAUAUCCACAAUGUUUUCAAUACAGUAUUUUCAUCCUGA